Molecule: messenger RNA, 1154 nt
Organism: Populus nigra (black poplar)
Lineage: Eukaryota; Viridiplantae; Streptophyta; Magnoliopsida; Malpighiales; Salicaceae
Exons: 3
Coding region: 91-1020 (309 amino acids)
Source: RefSeq, a predicted model, not a curated record
AAACUUGUGGCUUUUGUCACUCUAGCUAUAAAGUAUAAACAGCUGUUGUGCCUUUAAAAUCUGUGUAUCAAAGACACUGUUAAUUUUACAAUGCUUUCCGCAAAAUCUGAAUCUGAUAUUGCUAGUUUAGCUCCAUCAUCACCUUCAAGGUCUCCAAAACGUCCUGUGUAUUAUGUACAAAGCCCUUCAAGGGACUCGCAUGAUGGAGACAAGUUAUCUUCAAUGCAACCGAGUCCAAUGGAAUCACCUUCACACCCUUCUUCUGGUCGCCACUCAAGGAACUCGUCGGCUAGUAGGUUUUCAGGGAUAUUUAGGUCCUCUUCAGGGAAGAAAAGUAGUAGCAGGAAAGGAAAUGAUGAUAAAGAAUGGAAUGAUAAAGGGUGGCCUGAAUGUAAUGUGAUCAUGGAAGAAGGGAACUAUGAUGAUGAGGAUAAAGCGUUUACCAGGAGGUCUCAGGCCUUGAUUGCUCUGUUAAGUUUUGUGUUUUUGUUUACCGUUUUUUGCUUGAUCAUAUGGGGUGCUAGCAGGCCUUACAAAGCAGAGAUUAUGGUCAAGAGCUUGGCAGUCAAUAAUUUUUAUGUUGGAGAAGGUUCCGACUCCUCUGGUGUUCCUACGAAGAUGCUUACAUUGAAUGGUUCAUUGAGAAUGGGUGUUUAUAACCCUGCUACAUUAUUUGGCAUUCAGGUCAGCUCCACACCGAUCAAUCUUGUAUACUCAGAGAUCCCUGUUGCAACUGGCCAGUUGAAGAAAUACUAUCAGCCUAGAAAGAGUCGCAGAACUGUAUCAAUGAUCGUUGAAGGAAAUAAGGUUCCCCUGUAUGGAGCUGGAUCAAGCCUGACAGUUGCGCAAACUGGUAUUGUAAUUCCAUUGACACUGAAAUUUGAAAUCCUGUCACGAGGCAAUGUGGUAGGAAAGCUGGUCAGGACAAAGCAUCGAAGACAAAUCUCCUGCCCCUUGGUCAUUGAUUCUAGCAGCCCUAAACCUAUUAAGUUCAAGAAAAAUACUUGCACCUAUGAUUGAGAUCCUUCUGGUUGCUGUAAAAUAUGACCGAUAUUGCCUUCAUGGCAUCACUCUAUAUGAAUACAGCAUCUUGAGUUGCUGUGCUUCCAUGAAUUUCAUUUUAAUGAAGAGAGAAGAAAUCAAUUCACAUGAAA